Messenger RNA from Aedes albopictus (Asian tiger mosquito), 2649 nucleotides. RefSeq lists its product as uncharacterized. The record is from RefSeq and is a predicted model, not a curated record. Lineage: Eukaryota; Metazoa; Arthropoda; Insecta; Diptera; Culicidae. The transcript is spliced from 8 exons. Bases 177 to 2498 code for a protein of 773 amino acids. Gene Ontology annotation, biological process: proteolysis. Gene Ontology annotation, molecular function: serine-type endopeptidase activity.
CACCCCUUCGCUGUGUGUACCCUGCAAAGCAUCAGCGUUAAAAAUAUCGACAAACAUUUGAACUACCCAGUCCGGUUUGACAAGCUUCCCCACCGUGUCAAAUCAAACGACGGCGAUCGUCCCAUCUGAUCGCGUCAUCACACCUACUGAUCAGUACCGCGCAAACUCCCGUAGCGAUGGGACCCACCAUGGUAGCGCUUUCGCUACUUCUUCAAGCCGUAUUUCUACUGACCUCGGCAUCUACGGCCGAGACCCGUGACGUCAACACUUCGGCAGCUACAUGUGGCCUACCAUCCGCCGAUCACCGCCGUCCGCUGAUCGUCAAAGGAGAGCCGGCGUCAUCGGUCGGCGAGUGGCCCUGGCAUGCCUCGAUCUGGCACCGCAUAACCCACGGAACGUACGUCUACGUCUGCGGUGGGACGCUGCUGAGCGAGCUGUACGUCCUGACGGCCGGGCAUUGCGUGUCCAAGGAAGGCAAUGCGCUGAACGAACGCUUGAUCACCGUGCAGGUCGGAUCGGUGCGGCAGAACUUGCUGUUGAAUGGAUUUCCGGUGCAGAACUUGGGCGUAGCGGAGAAUAUUUUGCACGAGGAGUUUGCAUUGCGGAGUUUCCAAGCAGACGUGGCGAUGCUGGUGCUGGAGACCAAGGUGGCGUUCAACGAGUUUGUGCGACCGGCUUGUCUGCCAGACGCGGGAGGUACGAGUGACGGGAAGGAACUGUACGGGAGGCAGGCCGUGGCGGUGGGGUUCGGGAAGACCGAGCAGGCGGAGACGUCGUACGUGUUGAGGAAGAUACGGCUACCGAUCGUGGAUUACGUGACGUGUUUGGAGAGCAACAGGAAGGUGUUUGGGAGUACUCUGUCGGCGGGGGUUUUGUGCGCAGGACACAGGAACGGGAGCACGAUCUGCAAUGGGGACAGUGGGGGAGGGUUGCUCACGGAGGAUGACGGAGGAAGGUGGGUAUUGCGAGGGGUGAUUAGCUUUUCGGCACAGCGAGGGUGGAACGAUACGAGCUGCAGCUUGACGGACUAUUCGGCGUUUGUGAAUGUGGCGUACUAUGGAAGAUGGAUAAGGUAUGUGAUGGAGCAUGGGGAUCAGCGAGGGUUCUUCAACAGGACGAGUAAAGGGAGUGAGAGUGGAGGAGAGAUCGAGCGGAUGAAGGUUGUGAAGCCGCUGCGGAUUAGUGAGAAGAAGUGCAAGGAAUACCGGAGAAGGGGACUGACUAGAGUGCGACCAGCUGCAACAACUCAUACUACGUACUUCAAAAAUACUACCGUUACGAGAUCGGACACCUACACCAAAUCUGAGUAUGUGCUGCUGAACGCAAAUGAAACAGAUGUUGGGCUUGUAUACUACUUGGAUGAUCGCUACGCUAUAACGACAGUUGAAGUUGCUAAUGACUGUACCCUGGAGUACGUCGUCUGCCGAACGAAUCAUGGAGCAGUAGUUCGACAGGUCAUGGUGCACCCUGAAUACCACGAAGGGACGCGGGACUUCAACGUGGCAAUAGUAGAGACAGAUCAAACAGAUGAAUUCUUCUGGUGUAUUGCUGCAGUACCGUCCAGCAUUUUACGCCUGGAAAGCAAGAAAUUGUCACUAAGCUCGAUCGCCAAUGAAUCGUUCAGUUGGGUCGAGUUCGACAUAGAUUACUACCUGCGUACGAAGCGAGGAAUUGCGGUUCAGAACGACCGCCAAGAUGAGAUUGCCGGACUGCUACAGAACUCGCCCGGUGAACCAGUGGUGAUGAGCAACCUGACGGCCGUACUCAACUGGGUGGAAUCCGUGAUGUGGAACGUGACGUAUGUAAAAGAGACCGUUGGUGAAGUGAAAACAGAAGCUGCUGAACCGGCACCACAGCUCCGAAGCAGUGAAGCAGCUUGCAAGCGUUAUCGAAGGGCGGGCUUGACGAGCGUUAACCCUGCAAAUCCUAACCAUAUUGAGGUGUUCAAAAAUGCCACGCUCAACAAAUCCUUCGGCCGUACCAAAUCCAAUGCCGUUGAACUGCUCCAAAACGGGACAUCACUUGGUCUGAUCUACUACCUGGCCGAAGAGUACGCCAUCACCAUUGGAAGCAUAGCGUCCAACUGUACGCCGGGAGUCUGUGCCACGGAACACGACCAGCAAGUCCUGCAGAAGUUCGUCCAUCCAAGGUACGCUGGAGGACGAGACUUCAACGUCGCAGUGCUCCGGACGACCCUUGCAGAUGAAUUCUUCGUGUGUCUGGCAGUUGAACCGCCCAUCCUGUUUUACAACAGUGGCCGACGGCUUCCGCUGCGUGAGAUCCUCGGCGAGCAGCCAACCUGGACGGAGUUCGACUCCGAAGUGUACCUUCGUCUGGCCCGAGGUGCCGCCCUCUACAGCGACCGAAGGGACGAGAUCGCAGGCCUUCUACAGAACGGUCCCGGCCAGGAGCUCGUGAUGACCAACGUUACGGCCCUGGUGGAUUGGAUCGAACCCAUCGUGUGGGAUGCGGCGGCCUCGUCCAUCGAGCCACGUUGAUUCCCACCACAAGACGUUGUGGACGCGAGAAAGCAAUGCCGGACGGAAGUUCCCAUCAAGGGUGAUAAAUCUACAAUUGCGUGCACUUGACGGCGAACAAAACGAACUGCAGACAGGUCUAUAAUAUACAUAUUAUGCAGCUUUGCUUCUA